This is a messenger RNA of Arachis duranensis, 2086 nucleotides long. RefSeq lists its product as uncharacterized. The transcript is spliced from 11 exons. The record is from RefSeq and is a predicted model, not a curated record. NCBI's taxonomy places the organism in Eukaryota, Viridiplantae, Streptophyta, Magnoliopsida, Fabales, Fabaceae. The coding region runs from base 393 to 2006 and encodes 537 amino acids.
UGUUAAAUUCCCCGCUAUAAUAAUUUCACACUGCAUAAGAAUUAAGAUUUGGCCAACUCAAAUUCUAUACGGGCUUCGCUCUGUGCACAGUGCACACUGAGUUGCUGCGUACCAGACAAUUUUUAUUCAUAGUAGCUAAGGUGUUCGAUAAAAUGUCUGACACAAGAAUUAUUGUGAUUAAGCUUGAUCCUUCUUCUCAAUUUUCUGUUCUGAAACAGUAAAUCAAAUAAGAGUCUCUCCGGUGACCAUGAUCCCGAGCAACAACACACGAAGUUAUGUAGUAUGUACAUGCCUCUCCGGAUUCUCAAUUGCCCAGUAAUUGGAAUAUACUUUGGUUUUGAAAUUUCUGCAUAGUGAAAAUCUUCUUGAUCAUUUUAGCAGUAGCUGUUAUUAUGGGUAGUGGUAAUGGUAGAGUUGAUGUUGUGAGUGGCAAGGGAUGCUCAAGGCUGUUUUCAUCUUCGUUCAGAGCUUUGCAGCCAUUGGAGCCAAUGUCUUCUGUUUCGUCCUCCCCACAUAUUCGAUCAAAUGCUCCUUUUGCUGGUCUUGUUAUAUGCGUUACUGGGCUAUCCAAAGAAGCAAGGAAUCAAGUCAUGGAGGCAACAGAAAGAUUAGGUGGCCAGUAUAGCCCCAAUUUGCAUCCACAGUGUACCCAUUUGGUGGUUCAGAGCUUUGGAGGACGCAAGUUUGAGCAUGCGCUGAAGCAUGGAGCAAAAAACGGUCUCUUUGCUGUCACACUGGGUUGGUUCGUGGACAGUGUCAGGAAAAAUGUGAGGUUGAGUGAGUCCCAUUACAGUCUGAAGAGUAAUGUGGACAAUAACACACGCUUGGAUGACUUUAAACUGCUUCCUGGGUAUACCGGUGCCGAAAAUUCUUGUCUUCCAGCAAGUCUACGUGAGACCAAGAACGUUGAUAAUGUUGAAGAAUUUCAAAGAUCUUCUGGUAGAAAAUCUAAUAGAAGUGUGGACUUCACUUUAUCUGGUUACUCCAUCUAUAUUGAUCCUGGAAUUUCAUGUGAAUUGAGGAACAAGGUUGUUGAUACUGCCACAAGAGAAGGUGCUAGUCUGGCGGAACGAUGGUUUGUUGGCUGCAAUGUUAGUCAUGUAGUGACUGAAGGGACAUUUGUACAAAGAUAUCUUGGAUAUUCAAGUAACCUCAUCACACCACUGUGGAUUCUCAAAACAGCCAAGGAGAAAUAUGCACAAAGGCUUGUUCAUAUGUCUGCUGAUUUGGCAAAGCAAGUUGGGUUGAUGCUUGAAGACAUUCAUAAUGGCAUUUUAAGGGAGGAAAUAAAGAAGCAAAAAGACAAUGAAGUUCAUCAGGGCAGUGAAAGUGAAUAUAGUUACCACGAGAGGCAACAAAUAGUGAAUGCUGCAAAAAUUGGUGUAAGAAGUCGCCGUGGUAGGCAAAUGCAGACUUGUCAGACUCCAAUUCGUCCUAUAACUCCUAACAACCUUCUAGACUCUAUCUGCUGGUCUAUAUCCGAGCCAACUUCAGCUGCUUCCAUCUAUACAGAUUCUUUCAGUGUUGAAGAUCAUACUGAAAAUCAUAAUACUUCAAUAUUUCUUGGUGCAAAAGGGGAUGGCAAGGACUCAGAAGCUUCAUUUUCAAACUCCACUCGUCAUCUGACCGAAAGCGAGAAAUCAGAGUUGAUAUUUAAAAACCAUUUUCUCACCAUACUGUUCCCAAUCGACCGAUUUGCCGAGAUGGGUCCUUCUUCACAAACAUACUUCAGCCAUAAUGGUUUUACAUGUCUUCAGGUGUUGGAUCAUAUCCAUGCAUUUUAUCAGGAGAAUAUGUCAAACCAAGAAAUAGAAGCUGCAAUUCAUACCGAUUCAAGACAUGCUGAUAGGCUUAGAUCAGUGUACCGCAGUAAAGAAACUGCAGAGCGUGGCUUUGUGUUGUUCAAACGCAUUGAAUUUUUAGGAAGUCGCACUAGUUUUGAAAUGUUGAAGCGUGUAACUGGGGACAACAACUCCAAUGUGUAUGAGCUAUUACUUAGGGCUUAAGGUAUAUGAACCAAGUUAGAAUGGCCAGUUCAGGUAGCAUGCAAAGUUUUUUUUUUUUUUUUUUCAUGUAUAAUUAGUCU